GCCGCCGCCGCCGGUGAGACAGAAGCGGCGAGAGGAGCGCAGGGAAGGAGCUCUAUGAGCGCAGCGAGAGCAGCCGCGUCUAAGGUCUUGUCCAGCGACGCAUUGCACUCGCCCACCCGUUCUGCCGCUCUGCCGGAGAGGUAGCUGUCCGUGUUGGCUGACGUCCGCGUGGGACCGCAGACGCUAGACGCGUGUCUGAGUCGCUGCAGCCGAAGCAUUGAUGGUCUCCGAACCUCCCCUUGCUCAGGCAGAACCCGUCUGAUAAACCCUUUGGUCACUCCAAAAUGCCUGUGAAGAAGAAGAGAAAGUCAUCUGGCUCUGAUGACUCCAGCCUCAAGAGGUGUAAAAUCACCAGUUUUUGCAGGACUCAAGCCCCUGCCAGGCUCAUCAGUCCGGAUGACCAGUUCUCCAGCAAGAAGUGCCUCUCCUGGUUCUAUGAAUACGCAGGCCCAGAUGAGGUGGUGGGCCCUGAAGGCAUGGAGAAGUUUUGUGAAGACAUUGGUGUGGAGCCAGAAAAUAUUAUUAUGUUAGUCUUAGCCUGGAAACUAGAAGCGCCAAAUAUGGGAUUUUUCACAAAGGAAGAAUGGAUCAAGGGAAUGACCUUACUGCAGUGUGACUGUACUGAGCGCAUGCGGGGGAAGCUGGACUACCUGCGCUCCCUGCUCAAUGACUCAGUCGCGUUCAAGAACAUCUACAGAUAUGCCUUUGAUUUUGCUCGGGAUAAAGACCAGCGCAGCCUUGACAUAGACACUGCAAAGUCCAUGUUAGCUCUACUCCUUGGAAGGACCUGGCCGCUGUUCCCUGUUUUCCUUCAGUUUCUGGAGCAAUCCAAAUACAAAGUGAUGAACAAGGACCAGUGGUACAAUGUGUUAGAAUUCAGCAGGACUGUGAGCGCAGACCUCAGGAAUUACGACGAGGAUGGCGCGUGGCCAGUCCUACUAGACGAGUUUGUGGAAUGGCAGAAGACUCGCGUGGUCAAAUAGCGGGACGAAUGGAGGGGGAGAGAAGCACGAGCCAGGAGGCUCACAAUGAGCAAGGACUGGCGAGGAGCGGUGGAGCCCCGCCCUCAAAGACUUUCUACAGUGUUCAUGUAAACCAACGGGGAACCGUUCUGUUCUGUUGUACACAUGUCACAGCAGUUAGGUGUCCAGUGUUGUAUGAUGUACUGGCAGUUUGUUUUUUUCCUUUGUCUUACCUUGUUUAUAGAAUGUCUUUGGGACAAGAAUAAAG
Molecule: messenger RNA, 1230 nt
Organism: Scleropages formosus (Asian bonytongue)
Lineage: Eukaryota; Metazoa; Chordata; Actinopteri; Osteoglossiformes; Osteoglossidae
Gene: dcun1d5
Product: DCN1, defective in cullin neddylation 1, domain containing 5 (S. cerevisiae)
Exons: 10
Coding region: 285-983 (232 amino acids)
Biological process (GO): protein neddylation
Cellular component (GO): ubiquitin ligase complex
Molecular function (GO): ubiquitin conjugating enzyme binding; cullin family protein binding; ubiquitin-like protein binding
Source: RefSeq, a predicted model, not a curated record